Molecule: messenger RNA, 1430 nt
Organism: Abrus precatorius (Indian licorice)
Lineage: Eukaryota; Viridiplantae; Streptophyta; Magnoliopsida; Fabales; Fabaceae
Product: 33 kDa ribonucleoprotein, chloroplastic-like
Exons: 4
Coding region: 49-846 (265 amino acids)
Cellular component (GO): cytosol
Molecular function (GO): mRNA binding
Source: RefSeq, a predicted model, not a curated record
GGAGCACUAGCCCAUUACUCACUACUGUGGGACUUUUGGAGGCAAAAAAUGGCGGCUAAUGCUACUUUAUCUCUGGCCUUAACUCCUUUCUCGUUACUGAAGGACAACCCCAAACCCCCAUUUGGAGGUGCGCCGAGACGAUUCGUUUGCUGUUCUGCGGGCUUUUCUUCUUCUUUGUGUCUUCUUCCGGGCCGCAGCUCUAAGGCUAGGGUUUUUACUGCCUCGGCGGAAACGGCGGUGGACGGAGGAGAACAUGUGGAGGAAGAAGAACUGUGGAAAAUGCCAAGGGCAACAGAAGUGUACGUGUGCAACCUUCCAAGAAGUUGUGACACCGAACAGCUACUUCAUAUGUUCAAACCUCACGGAACCGUUCUAUCUGCCGAGGUUUGCCGGAAUGAGGGGAGUGGUGAAAGUAGAGGGAGUGCAUAUGUGACGAUGGGGUCUACUAACUCCGCAAAAAAUGCAAUUGAUGCAUUGGAUAGAACGGAUGUUGGCGGGCGCGAAAUGCGGGUUAGAUUUUCUGCUGAGAUGAAUCCUAGGGGGAGGAAUCUUGAGACAAUGAACUCGUCACCCAAGAGAGUUAUAUACUAUGAAGGUCCUCAUAAGUUGUAUGUUGGGAAUCUUUCCAGAGCUGCUAGGCCUGAAGACUUGAGGCAACUCUUUGGUAGGUUUGGUAAUGUGGCUAGUGUAAGGUUGUUGCAAGAUUUAAGACAUGGGAAACGCCGGGUCUAUGCAUUUAUCUCGUAUCUUUCCGAGGGAGAACGUGAUGCAGCAAUGUCCCUCAAUGGAACAGAAUUUUGUGGUCGUACGCUAGUGAUUAGAGAGGGUGUAGGGAGAGAGGAUUGAGACCGAACCGGAGAUCUAGAUUGCAGAGAUUGUUGCAGUUUUGGUUGUUUUAGGAUGAAGCAUUCUGCUCUGAUUCGUAUACCUUAGAUUGAUGCGAGAUGGAGAACAUUCCUAAACUAGAAUUUCAGCUAGAAGUAGAGGGGUUACCCACUGUGAAAAUUCCAUCAAAAUCUGGAUUUAUACUCUCUUUUUUUUGUAUUUCAAAUUGCGACCAGCAAUAUGCCAAUAUCUCGCCGUGUAUUUGGCUUUGGAAUUGGAUUGGCUUAGUCUGAAACUGAAGACCGUCUCAUUCAUUAAAAUGAUUGCUUUCACCUCAAAAUAUUAAUUAUCUAAAUUUCAGAACAGAUGGUAAUCAUCUACAUGAGUGCAGUUGUUUUCUUAGACAUAUCUUUUUACGUGGGCGAUGUAUAAUUGACAUGAUCCCCAGACAAUAUUUCAUUUAUCCAUAAGUUCGUCACAACUUGAUUCCGAAUAAGUGAAUUUGCCUUUUGGGAUAUCAUCCACUUGUUUGAAAAGAAUAACGUUAGUCACGCAAACUAAUCCAUAGUGAAUGUAUAUUGGUGCAAGCAGCUGUGCGGAAGAAA